CUUCCUCUGCUCUACUGUGUCCAUCGGCUGUUCGCCUCCCAGACGGAGGGGGAGCUCCAAGUGACUCAGGUUCUCAGAGAGAAGUUUCCUCGUGCUACGGCUAUCAAGGUCACUGACAUUUCAGGAGGCUGCGGGGCGAUGUAUGAAAUUAAAAUCGAAUCAGAAGAAUUUAAGGAGAAGAGAACUGUCCAGCAGCACCAGAUGGUUAAUCAGGCACUGAAAGAAGAGAUCAAAGGAAUGCAUGGACUACGGAUAUUUACCUCCGUCCCCAAACACUGACCCUGCCGGCUGUGUAGACGCUGCUGCCUAAGACCCCGGAUGACUUCCCUUACAGCAUUCUUUGCCAAAAAAUUUGUCUAUUUUUGUUCAUAGAGAUUUCUAUAUUGUAAUUAUUGAAGAUAUGUUAUUUACACAGACGUUCAUUAAAGCCCAUUGACAACUGAC
Chinchilla lanigera (long-tailed chinchilla) is the source of this 444-nucleotide messenger RNA. RefSeq names its product bolA family member 3 (gene Bola3). Lineage: Eukaryota; Metazoa; Chordata; Mammalia; Rodentia; Chinchillidae. The record is from RefSeq and is a predicted model, not a curated record.